UAAUAAAGUCUGAAGUAACCAAUCACAUCUUUAGUUCCACUAGUAGUCGACUCUGAUUGGAUUUAAGGUCUGUCAGUCAUUCCUAGAGGAGGCGGAUCUGUCGCUUUUACGCACAGACCGGACAGUCCGCUUACCACGCACGGAUAACAAGGCUGAUAUCCGGACAGAGAGGUGAGAAUUGAAAGGAAAGAGGAAAAGAGAAUUAGGAAGAAGGAGUAGAAGAGGAGGAGAAGGUGAACGUAAAACGAGGAGAAAAGACGCGCGGACGCACACGUGUUUCUCAACUAAAGAAGAGGGAAAAGUCUGCGUGUGAAGAAAUAGAGAGGGAGAGAGAGAGAGUGUGUGUGUGUGUGUGUGUGUGUUCACCACUCUCCACCAACUCCUCAAUGUCGCUCCCUGGCUCUCCUCCGCUCCUCUCACCGGGCUUGGGCGCCCCGACUCCGGUGCCGGUUUACCGCUCAGCCCCGGACGCGCUCCACACAUCCGCAGCCUCUACCGGUACCCUAAGCCCGGCGCACGCCAACUCCAACUCUCACUCCUUGUCCCCGUCUCCACGCCUCACCAGCAGCAUCCUCAGCGCUUUCCUGCCGGGACCCGGGGGCGCGCUGGCUGGCUUGGGCAACAGCGGAGCCUGUGGCGGCGCUCUGGGUCCCCUCGGUGGUCUCGGCUCUCUGAGCGCUCUGUCGGGAUCACCCAGCUUGACGCAGGCGUCGUCCAACACGGGUCUAUGCAACGAGUGCAAGCUGGUCGAGGUGCACGGCGUGAAGGUGGCCAGCUUCAGCAUGGACGGCCAGGAGCUGAUCUGCCUCCCGCAGGUGUUCGACCUCUUCCUGAAGCACCUGGUGGGCGGGCUGCACACAGUCUACACGAAGCUGAAGAGGCUGGACAUCACGCCCGUGGUGUGCACCGUGGAGCAGGUGCGCGUCCUGCGGGGGCUCGGCGCCAUCCAGCCCGGCGUGAACCGCUGCAAGCUCAUCUCCAGGAAGGACUUCGAGACGCUGUACCAGGAUUGCACCAGCGCCAGCUCUCGUCCAGGCCGUCCUCCCAAACGCUGCACCGGUGCAGGGAUCCAGGAAAGCCCCAGGCUGCUUCACCCGGGCCUCCCUGGUUUGCUGUCCCCCAACUUGCUGUCCCACACUGGUCUGACUGCAGCCGCCAUGGCCGAGCUCCAGAAGCUUCAGAAGAUGAAGAUGAUGAUGAGUCUGCAAAAUGGAAAUGAGUCAGACGAUGACUUGUACUCCAAUACGGGUGGAAGUGAGUCUUCUUGGGAUAAAGAGCAUUUGACCAGCCCCCCUGCUGGAGCCCACAGUGGAGGACCAGGAGGAGGUGGAGGAGGAGUGGCAACAGUGGGAGGAGCAGGAGGUGGUGCAGCGGGCAGUGCUGGGAGGGGUCCUGCCUUAGGAGCUGUCAGCCAGCAACAACUCCAGCAGCAACAGCUACUGGCUAACAGGUUGGAUCUGCCAUUCAUGAUGAUGCCCCACCCUUUGCUGCCCAUGGGACUACCACCCGCAUCUGUUGCCAUGGCAAUGUCACAGAUGAACCACCUCAAUACCAUUGCCAACAUGGCCGCUGCAGCCCAGCAGAUACAAACUCAUGUACACCGUGAGCCUGUCAUCAAGGAAAGACUUUGUGACAGUCCUUCUCUUUCUCCAUCUGUUGAUGAAAACAACACUCCUCUACAGUCACAGCCCAGCAGCUCGGCCUCCAGCUCACCUGAAAGACUUGCAGCUUUGGUGUCAGUUGAUUCAGAUGUUGCCCUGACCAAUUCUGCUGCAACCAUCAAGAAAAUAACAAAGGACAAAGAAGAGUCUUCUCUGGGACAAGCACUACCACCUGGAUUUCCAGCUCCGUUUCUCUUCGCUGACGGCCUGUCGUCAGUGGAAACACUGCUCACCAACAUUCAGGGCCUGUUGAAGGUGGCAGUUGAGAACGCCCGGGUACAGGAAAAACAGAUCCAGGCGGAGAAGAGGGAGCUGAAGAUGGAGUUGUACAGAGAAAGAGAGAUGAGGGAGAGUCUGGAACGACAACUCACCUCUGAACUACAGAACAGAGCCUCCAUCCAGAAGCGACUGAAGAAAGAGAAGAAGGCCAAGAGGAAGUUGCAGGAGGCACUGGAGUUCGAGUCAAAGAGGAGGGAGAGAGUGGAGGAUGCCCUUAAACAUUCAUCUUCGUGCUCCCCCUCACCGGAGCCACUGCAUGCUGCCAACAACAACAGCACAAAGAAAGACACUGCUGUAGCUGAGGACAAACCUGAAGUUAAUGGAAACCAACAAGACAACAGCGCUUUACAAGAAUCCCGGUCGUAUCUGAAGACCACUAUGAUGUUCUAAAGAGAGACUCCGCCCUUAGAAACCUCACCCACCCUGCACAGAAGAACUCCACCAGCCCAUUCCCACAACAACCACAGAUGCUACGGCAGCCUGGAUUUCCAUGGCAAGAACAUCCUCAGACAGGGUUCUAUCUUUAUAACAGUGCAACCUUUUUGGUUGUUGCUGUGAAAUGAUGAGACUACAAAGGGACAGACUCCUUAUUUGUACUUAUUUUGGGGUUGUCUCUCUCUCUCUCUCUUUCUCUCUCUCUCUCUCUCUCCUAUUUUUUUGACAAAUCUCCCUCCAUUCAUUGGUCUUUUUCUGCCUCUGCAACAGAACUACUCUCAACCCCAAAAAAAGACACCACGAUGCAAAUGGACUAGACUGAAGUCAGCAUAUUACAAAUCAACUUGGCUGGACAUCAUUUGGGAAAAUGAAUAACAGUGGUCAAUUUGAUUGAUCAGACUUUUUAAAAAAUAUCCAGUGACAUAUGAUGUGACGAGCAAGUCUUCUGACUCGGCUGAUGGUUGGAUGCCUCUGAUUGGAUGGUAAUCAGCUAAUCGAAGGAGGUCAAAACCAGAUAAACAGGAGUAGACAAAAUAUUAGAAAGAAAAAAAUGAAGAAAACAACUUUUUCAGAAAUCUAUUUCUGUCUUGUGUUUCAUUCUUUUUGUCCAUAUAGGGACUGAAAAAAUGCAUGGGAAAACUCUUCAUUGUCAUUUGGCUUAUUUGGCUCCUUCACUCUAAUUCUCUUUCUCUUUCCCCCUACUUAAAUUUUUCUACCCCUUGUUUUGUUUAUCUUUUCUAUAAACCUGUUCAUCCUACGUAUUCUCGCUUGUUUGCAUGAUUCCACUCCUUGUUUUAUAUGGUGUACUUGUCUUUCUCAUCCCCCCCCCCCUUUAAAGGAGACAUUUCUCUGAAGAUUUAGGAUGUAGCUUUUCAAUGUGUGAUUUUCUAUCACCCUUAAAAACCUGUAAAAAUGGUUUUUGAAAAGAUGCAAAAGUUAACAUAAAAUGUGUUUUUAUUACAACAGAGUGAUUUUUAGACGCAACAACAUGCAAAAGGUACAUUGAAUUCUCUCCCACCAUGUUGAACCUUUUAACCUUUUGACUCCUGUUCCUGUGACCAGAGGUAGUAGUACAGUUUCUGGUGUUCAUCACAUUUGAGGAGCUCUUGAUUUAUCUGAUUUAUUUAACCACCCCAAAUCAAAGUGUAACACUUUCUGUAUCAGUUAAAAAUCCAGGUUUACCUCUUUAUCCAUAGUGGUUUAAGAUGAUUAAAUGUAUCCCAAGUGUAGAAAUCAAGCACUCCUCUGCAACGCCAAACACUGGUAACCUUUGAUUCAACCUGAUUUUUUUGUCUUAAUACGAGUGCAGACUGUUGUGUUGAAGUUUUAUCACACUACGUGUUUUAUUCGUUGAUUACUAUUUCAAAUGUGUACGGGAGGAACAGUGGGGCUAGUAUGGGUGGGUCGGAUAAAUUGGGGUUAUUAAAGGGAUAGUGUGUAUAGAUAGAAAUUACAUUUAACGUUCUCUUGUUUUAUUUGUUUGUUUUUUUUUCUCUUGAUGACCUCUCAGUCUCUCACUGUUUUCUGGGUUUGAGCUGACUGCAAAUAUACAGUAUUAUAAUGA
This is a messenger RNA of Mugil cephalus (flathead mullet), 3939 nucleotides long. RefSeq names its product dachshund b (gene dachb). The transcript is spliced from 12 exons. NCBI's taxonomy places the organism in Eukaryota, Metazoa, Chordata, Actinopteri, Mugiliformes, Mugilidae. Bases 387 to 2330 code for a protein of 647 amino acids. The record is from RefSeq and is a predicted model, not a curated record.